Apodemus sylvaticus (European woodmouse) is the source of this 2506-nucleotide messenger RNA. It is a transcript of the gene Mylip, whose product is annotated as myosin regulatory light chain interacting protein. Gene Ontology annotation, biological process: ubiquitin-dependent protein catabolic process. Gene Ontology annotation, cellular component: cytoskeleton. NCBI's taxonomy places the organism in Eukaryota, Metazoa, Chordata, Mammalia, Rodentia, Muridae. Gene Ontology annotation, molecular function: ubiquitin-protein transferase activity; cytoskeletal protein binding. The record is from RefSeq and is a predicted model, not a curated record. The transcript has 7 exons. The coding region runs from base 219 to 1556 and encodes 445 amino acids.
GCUGUCGGAGCGGCGCGGCCGUGUAGCUCCCGGGAACUGGCUGUCGUGGGGGUGGCGGGGACGCGAGUGGCGGCUGCGUGGGGUGCAGGGCGGGUGGCCUCACGGCUGCACCUUCCUCGCGGAGCCGGGAGCAGACUUAGAGCAAUUGCGGUGAGGCGACAGCCCCGGCGCACACCCGAGAAGAAGCGGCCGUGGCGGCGGUGGCAGCGGCCCCAGCCAUGCUGUGCUAUGUGACGAGGCCGGACGCGGUGCUGAUGGAGGUGGAGGUGGAGGCAAAAGCCAACGGCGAGGACUGUCUCAACCAGGUGUGCAGACGUUUGGGAAUCAUAGAAGUUGAUUACUUUGGGCUGCAGUUCACGGGUAGCAAAGGCGAAAGCUUAUGGCUGAAUUUGAGGAACCGGAUCUCCCAGCAGAUGGAUGGGCUGGCACCUUACCGGCUUAAACUUCGGGUCAAGUUCUUUGUGGAGCCUCAUCUCAUCUUACAGGAGCAGACAAGGCAUAUCUUCUUCUUGCACAUUAAGGAGUCCCUCCUGGCAGGCCACCUCCAGUGUUCCCCAGAGCAGGCAGUGGAACUUAGCGCCCUCCUGGCCCAGACCAAAUUCGGAGACUACAACCAGAACACCGCCCAAUACAGCUAUGAGGAUCUGUGCGAGAAAGAGCUCUCCAGCUCCACUCUGAACAGCAUCGUUGCAAAGCAUAAGGAGCUGGAGGGCAUCAGCCAGGCUUCUGCAGAGUACCAGGUUCUGCAGAUUGUGUCAGCAAUGGAGAACUAUGGCAUAGAGUGGCACGCCGUGAGGGACAGCGAAGGACAGAAGCUCCUCAUCGGGGUUGGACCUGAAGGCAUCUCAAUCUGUAAAGAGGACUUUAGCCCCAUUAACAGGAUAGCUUAUCCUGUGGUGCAGAUGGCCACCCAGUCAGGAAAGAAUGUCUACUUGACUGUCACCAAGGAGUCCGGCAACAGCAUCGUGCUCCUGUUUAAAAUGAUCAGCACCAGAGCAGCCAGCGGGCUCUACCGAGCCAUCACCGAAACCCAUGCAUUCUACAGGUGUGACACAGUCACCAGUGCCGUCAUGAUGCAGUACAGUCGUGACUUGAAGGGCCACUUGGCAUCUCUGUUUCUGAAUGAAAACAUUAACCUUGGUAAGAAAUAUGUCUUCGAUAUCAAAAGAACAUCCAAAGAGGUCUACGACCAUGCCCGGAGGGCUCUGUACAACGCCGGUGUUGUGGACCUUGUCUCGAGGAAUGACCAGAGCCCUCCCAGUUCGCCGCUCAAGUCCUCCGACAGCAGCAUGAGCUGCAGCAGCUGCGAGGGCCUCAGCUGCCAGCAGACCCGGGUGCUGCAGGAGAAGCUGCGCAAGCUGAAGGAGGCCAUGCUAUGCAUGGUGUGCUGCGAAGAAGAGAUCAACUCUACCUUCUGCCCCUGUGGCCACACUGUGUGCUGCGAGAGCUGUGCAGCCCAGCUGCAGUCAUGUCCGGUCUGCAGAUCACGUGUGGAGCAUGUCCAGCAUGUCUACCUGCCCACCCACACCAGUCUCCUCAAUCUGACUGUCAUCUAAUGCAUCCUGUGCUCACCGGGCAAGCCAUGUCCCCACACGUCAGACUGCCACCUAAAUGCGUCCUGCAUUCGCUGGGCAAGCCAUGUCCCCACACGUCAGACUGCCAUCUAAAUGCGUCCUGUGCUCACCGGGCAAGCCAUAUCCCCACAAGCUGCAGUAUUCUAGACUUUAAGAAUAAUGACUUUGUGAAGAGAUAUUUCACUCUCAAUGCCCAUCUGCCAUGAGACAUUUUCAGAAACAAGGAAGAAAGGAAAAACAAGAAUGCGAGCACACCUCUUCUGUGAGCAGAAGCAACAGCCCCCAUGGCUACCGCGAAGAACUCUGGGACACGGACACAUUCCUUGGACUUUGGGGUUGUUUUUUUUUUUUAAAUGAUCAAGUAAAGGAGUAGAUAAAAUCGUCUUUGUCAGUCAAGUGGCAACAUGGCCCAACAGUGGGCACCUUUUAGGAAAUGAUGUCAUAUGUCUCCUUCACUUUUUCUAAGGCAGCAGAUUUUGUAAGUGAUUUAGGGAUUUCCUUGGUUCUUUUUGUAUGGUCAUGGAGUGCUGGACAUUUUUAAUAGGAUUUUUUUUCUUAAAGAAAUAGUCCUCAUUAUAAAGUCAUUUCUGUCUUUAUAACUCAUUCAAGAACAACUGGAAAGCUGGCAGAUUGAAAAGGCAAUCCUGUCUCAAGGGUUGACAGCAAUGUUGUCAGAUUGGAACCAGUCUGGCUGAGAGCCAACAGCUAACUCACCAUGGGUGACUUCCUUCCUAGCUUCUCUGAUUCCCUCACUCCGCACCCCAUGCCUUUCACUGAUAAAAAUGCUACCAGUUCAAUUAAAAGACAUAUAUGGCAUGGUCAAACACUCCCUGGGCUUUUGAGAUUGGAAAGCAAGAGUAGAUUCCUUGAAAGGGAAAAGAUGUGAGAGAGAGAGAGAGAGAGAGAGAGAGAGAGAGAGAGAGAGAGAGAGA